Messenger RNA from Cucurbita pepo subsp. pepo (vegetable marrow), 1215 nucleotides. The record is from RefSeq and is a predicted model, not a curated record. NCBI's taxonomy places the organism in Eukaryota, Viridiplantae, Streptophyta, Magnoliopsida, Cucurbitales, Cucurbitaceae.
AUGGCAUAUGACCGCGAGUUCCCUUACAGUCAAUUUUUACUUANUACUGGGGAAAAGAUGACCAAUUUGUUGAAGACGUCUAGAGAAAUGACCAUCAAUGGGUUGUCGAUGGUGGGUGAGGUUACAGCCAUUGUGACCUCUUUGUGGCGUGCAUUGGGGCUUCAAUCAUUUGGGCGACAACUUAGAGUAGACGAGUACGAUGAGGAAGAGCCAUCAUGGGUCAAUGAUAGGCGGGGGCUACUCCAAGCCACUGGUGCUAACGUUAACGCCGAUCUGAUAGUGGCUAAAGAUGGAAGUGGAAAGUAUACGACAAUCACUGAAGCUCUUCAAGAGGUCCCGAAGUUUAGCAAUAAAACCUUUAUUAUUUAUGUUAAGGAAGGAGUUUAUGAAGAGCCAGUAUUGGUUGACAAAUCCAUGACCUAUGUCAUGAUGAUUGGAGAUGGAAUGGAUAAGACCAAGAUCACUGGUAGCAAGAAUUUCAAGGAUGGAGUAAACACAUUCAAAACUGCUACCGUUGCGGUCGAUGGGGUCAACUUCAUUGGAAAAGACUUAUGUUUCGAGAAUUCGGCUGGGGCUGAAAAACAUCAGGCCGUGGCACUUCGAGUUCAAUCCGACAUGUCCAUCUUCUACAAUUGUAGAAUGGAUGGCUAUCAAGAUACUCUCUACGCCCACACCCACCGUCAAUUCUACCGAGAUUGCAUCAUCACUGGCACCAUCGACUUCAUCUUUGGCAACGCUGCUGUCGUGUUCCAGAAUUGUAAGAUCUUUGUGAGGAAGCCAUUAGAGAAUCAACAAUGCAUUGUCACUGCCCAAGGCCGAACCGAGAGGAAAGAGCCCACCGGUAUCAUACUCCAGAACUGCGUCAUCUCUUCUGACCCUGAGUACUUUCCUGUUCGCCAUAUCAGCAAGUCCUACCUCGGCCGCCCAUGGAAGGAAUACUCAAGAACCAUCAUCAUGCAAUGCCAAAUCGACGACUUGAUACAGCCUGAAGGGUGGCUUCCAUGGGAAGCCGAUUUUGGUCUGAAGACUCUGUUUUACUCAGAGUUCGAAAAUAGAGGACCUGGUGCAGCAACACAGAAUCGAGUUAAGUGGAGGGGAAUUAAACAAAUCUCAGCAAAGCACGCCCUUGACUUCACCCCUGCAUUCUUUAUUCAUGGUAAUAGUUGGAUCAAGCGCACUGGAGUACCAUAUAGUCCGGGUAUGAUGGUAGUGUAA